GCUGAAGGCGGACGUUGCGGGCGACGACACACACUCACCCUCAACCCUCUGCCUGCGACAGCGACGAUGAUCAUCUGCAUUGGGCCCGUGUGCAUCCCGCUUUGGGGCCUGUUCCCCUUCCUCUUGGUUCUGCUCUCAAAGGCAUGGGCAAAGAUCAAGUCUUGGCUCGGGAUUGAGACUGCGGCAGCACCGGAGACACCGGCAGAGGAGCAGAAGGAGACUACAAGCAACGUCCUCCACAGCGACAAGGACGACAAGGGCACCAGGAAGACUGCGAUUGAGGCCAGCAGCGGCGAUGCCACCGAGGAGGCGGCAUCAAAGGCAGCGUCAGACACAGACGGCCUGCGUGCCAGGAAACCAGACAAGUUCAAGGCGGUGGUGCAAGUGGAGAGUGUCAAACACUUUCAGGACCUGAUGCGGGAAGCCACGGACAAAGGCUGGCCACUCGUCGUCAAGUUUACGGCUGUCUGGUGCAAGCCCUGCAAGGCAAUUCAGCCGCACUACCAGCAGCUCGCCGCCAAGCUCCCAGGCAUCUUCCUGCAGGUGGACGUGGACGAGGUGGAUGAGCUGGCUGACCGUUAUCGUGUCAACGCCCUGCCCACCUUCCUCGUCGUCAAAGACAGAAAGCGGCUGUUCUCGAGUGUUGUCAUUUCCCAGGAGGAGCUCACGAGUGUUCUGCAGCAGCACUGCUCAUAACCAGUCUUGCCAACGACGACGAUGAUGAUGAUGAUGCUCAUUCCACCCACGCAAACGCCCCUAAUCCCUACUACCACUCUUCAGGUUGCGUUACGAUUAAACGAUAUAUUGCAGA
Messenger RNA from Salpingoeca rosetta, 811 nucleotides. RefSeq names its product thioredoxin h isoform 1. The record is from RefSeq and is a predicted model, not a curated record. Bases 67 to 696 code for a protein of 209 amino acids. The transcript has 4 exons. NCBI's taxonomy places the organism in Eukaryota, Choanoflagellata, Craspedida, Salpingoecidae.